GCCCAUGUUUCUCAUGUUUUGGUUUUCGCGGUGUUGUUUACUUUAAUUUUCCUUGAUUUCUGGAGCAGCAGGUCCAAAAAUGGCUCAAGCUGCACUAGAAGAAAAAGUUUCUACCCUGAUUCACCGUAUUCUGAAGGCAGAAUCCAUCGAAGAUGCUUUCAGUGGCUUCAUCAUUCACUCGCAUGAAAAUGAUCAGAUGAAGAAGGCAUGCUGUUUGGACAUAAUUAAGCAAUUCUGGGGCGGUCUGGCUCAGGAAAACCACGAGACGGCCACCCAGCUGUUUGUCAGUCACAUCCAUAGUCAGCGGAGCCAGAGAAGAUCCAAACUACUGUUUGUAACUUUGGAAUCAGCGGUGGAGAGUAGUUUAAUACCAUCGAAGAUGGUAUGUGAUGCCUUGAUGUCCUCCAAUAAACUCACCUACAAAUCAUCUGAGGUGUGGUGUCAGACAUUCACGGUCAUUAAAAAUAUUAUUGGUGGUGUCGAUUACAAGGGUUGCAGAGAUCUACUACGGGCAGUUCUAGAGAAAUGUCAGAGCAUCCCACCGACAGAGAAUGUAUCGGCCUUGAGACAAGUGGAAGCUGUACACAGCGUCAUAUCACACAUCUUAAAUCGCGACUCGUGUUUGCUGCCCAGUUAUUUUGCUGUUAACGAGAUCAUCAAGUUAUGUCCCGAUGAGCGACCUUGGCCUCAAUGGAUGGGUGAACUUCUCAGUGAAUUCGUGCAGAGCUUCAGAUCAACAGCACAGAUGGUUUCUGUUUCAGGUCGUUCCAGUUUGCUGCCAAUAGUAGGCCACUCCAGCUCAACUGUGAACAUGUGGAAGCUUAAUCCCACAACUUUGAGAUUUGCCCUUAGUGGGCCUUUGCCAUAUGAUAAGGAACUAUAUGAACCCCAGAGUGGACUGUUACGAUACGUCUUGGAGCAACCUUACUCGAGGGAUAUGGUGUGUCACAUGCUCAGUCUCAACAAGCAGGUCAAACAGAGAUGUGUGGUUCUGGAAGAGCAGCUGGUCGACCUGGUUGUCCUUGCCAUGGAGCGCUCGGAGAGUGAGGAUAGUGCAACAGACGAGGGCACUAUAAGCCAGUUGCUAUGGCAACACCUAUCAAGUCAGCUCAUCUUCUUCGUGCUCUUCCAGUUUGCGAGCUUCCCCCACAUGGUGAUGUCUCUUUAUGAGAAGUUACAAGGGCGUGAUUUGAGGAAAGGACGUGAUCACCUUAUGUGGGUUCUGCUCCAAUUCAUAUCGGGGAGUAUACAGAAAAAUCCUCUGCAAGAUUUCUUGCCAGUCAUGAAGCUAUAUGAUCUCCUCUACCCAGAAAAGGAGGACUUGCCGAUACCCGACGUCAACAAGGCCUACUCCACCAACGCGAUGGCUGUCACGUGUAUUUGGAUCCACCUAAACAAAAAAGCACAGAAUGAGAAAGUCAAGUUACAACGACCCGUACCUAUGACGCUGAAAGCACACACAGACUUCCUCCUGCAGAGUUUACAUUCGAAUUCAAAGAGUUUGCCAAUGACAGACUACAGGAUAGCGCUGUUGUGCAAUGCAUACAGCACAAACACAGACUUCUUUGCCCUGCCAAUGGGAAUCCUAGUAGAGACCAUUUACGGCAAUGGGAAGUCCACUGCCACCACCCUUCUGCCUGGUAAUAUCCCUGCUGCUGCCCCUACACAACCACUGCCGAUGAAUCUACUCGACUCGCUCACAGUGCAUGCCAAAAUGAGUUUGAUUCACAGUAUAGUGACGAGGGUGAUUCGUCUGACUCAGACACGAGUCAAUAAUGCAUUAGCGCCAGCCUUGGUGGAGACAUACAGUCGUCUGCUCGUCUACAUGGAGAUUGAGUCAUUGGGAAUCAAAGGAUUCAUUAGUCAGCUGCUACCCACUGUCUUCAAGGGCCAUGCCUGGGGGAUCCUUCAUACUCUCCUGGAGAUGUUCAGUUAUCGUCUUCACCACAUCCAGCCUCACUACCGGGUUCAGUUACUCAGUCAUCUCCAUUCCCUGGCCACAGUACCACAGACAAAUCAGACACAGUUGCAUUUAUGUGUUGAGAGCACUGCGCUGCGAUUGAUCACCGGCCUCGGCAGUUCCGAAGUUCAGCCACAGCUUUCUCGACUGUUUAGCGAACCCAAGACGGUCGCCAUGUUGUCUGGAGAAUCGGAAGAGCUGAAUCGAGCAUUGGUGUUGACUUUGGCAAGGGCAUUACAUGUUACAGGGUCGGAAAGCCUGUCAAGCAACUGGUGUAAGGAAAUCUUGGCGGCGAUCAUGAAGCACACCCCUCAUGGCUGGUCUUCCCAUACCCUCUCCUGCUUCCCGACCACGCUCAGCGACUUCUUCUAUCAGAACGUCAUACCGAGAGAAGACAAGGCAACGCUCAAGAAAAAUGUCGACCAGGAAUACAGAAAGUGGAAAAGCAUGCAAAAUGAAAAUGAGAUCAUUGCCCAUUUCUCCAUGCAAGGCACAUCGCCACUUUUCCUCUGCAUUCUUUGGAAGAGUCUGCUUGAAGACAACAGAAUCUCAACGAUCGGAUACAAGUUAUUGGAUCGUCUUGGCCCCAGAGCACUCUCUGCCCACCUCAGAACAUUUGCCGAUUACCUGGUGUUUGAAUUUUCAACAUCUAAUGCCGGGGGUCAUGUCAAUAAGUGUGUGGAAGCUCUGAAUGACUUGAUCUGGAAACACAAUGUGAUCACCAUUGACCGAUUAGUCCUUUGUUUGGCAAUGAGGAACUUGGAGGGAAAUGAAGCACAAGUGUGCUUCUUCCUGAUCCAGCUUCUACUGCUGAAGCCGCCAGACUUCAGGAAUAGGGUGAACGACUUCGUCAAAGAUAAUUCGCCCGAACACUGGACUCAAAGCAACUGGCACGAGAAGCACAUGAAUUUUCACCGCAAAUAUCCUGAGAAGUUCUUCAACGAGGGCGUGCAAGACAUCUCCAACCAGUCCCAGCAGAUGUUACCCGUCUAUUUCGGUAACGUCUGCCUCAGAUUCUUACCCGUUCUCGACAUCGUCAUCCAUAGAUUCCUCGAGCUUCCAUCGGGACUCUCCAAGUCUUUAGAGACCCUGUUCGAACACUUGGGCGGCCUCUACAAGUUCCACGAUCGUCCCGUGACCUACUUAUACAACACUCUCCACUACUAUGAGAAGAAACUCAAGGACAGGCCGUUGAUCAAGAGAAAACUGGUGCAUGCAAUCAUUGGUGCUUUGAAGGACAUACGCCCUGCCGACUGGUGCCUGACUAAAGACUAUCAGGCCUAUAUCCUGAGAUCAAACGAGGAUGUCGAUUGGAUACCAGAACAGGAGUACUACAUGAGGCUGAUUGGAAGACUUGUGGACACUAUCUGUGGGAGUGUUCCGUCUGCUCUGUCCAACACGGACUGGCGUUUCAAUGAGUUUCCCAACCCCGCUGCUCACGUCCUCCACGCUACGUGUAUCGAGUUGAUAGCCUUGCCAAUAGAGUGUCGCGUCGUCGGCAAUGCCUUGCUCGAUAUCGUCUUGAAGAGCAGCACACAGAUUGCACGAGACAAGGUCAUGGCGUGGAUGAAUGCGAUAGGAUUGGUGCUGACUGCACUGCCAGAUAGCUACUGGUCCGUCGUUCACGACAAGGUGAUAGAGGUGAUGCAGAGUCCGUUGCUGAGCGAACCACCAGCUGAUCUCAAUCCGCUACAGAUGUUCAACUUCACAAAGAGUUACGGUCUCUACAGCGAAGUCCAUUGUAGCUAUGUGCUGGCUCUUUGUCAUUCGGCCUGGCAGCAUGCCAGUAUUGGACAGCUUAGUGUAUUCUUACAGGUGAUGAAGGAUCAGCUUAAACCCAUCAUCAAGACGGAGAUCCAGUUCCUCUACCUGUGCCAUCUGAUCGGGCCAUUCUUGCAAAGAUUCCACGGAGAGCGUAUGAGAUGCCUACUGGAGUUGACUGUGGAGUUGUACGAAAUACUAGAGAAUGUGGACAAGGGAACUGAACACAUCAAGUACAUGGAUUCCAUCAGUGACUUCCUUUAUCACAUCAAAUAUAUGUUCGUUGGCGACAGCGUCAAAAACGAAGUCGAGAAAGUCAUCCGCAAUCUUCGCCCAGCAUUCCAGAAACGAUUGCGCUUCAUCUCGCAUCACAGCAAGGAGGAAGCCCAAGCUCCGACCCCAACGGAACCUGUCAAUCCUCAGUCUGUCUGACCCACGGCCGAAGAAAUGGACUCCGAUAUCCUAACACAAAAUGGAUCAGAAGCAACGUCUGUCUGUUAGCCACUUUACUGCCGAAUGAUACAAAUUGGAUCAGUAGCGACGUCUGUCUGUGAGCAACUUCACUGCCGAAUGUCAUCUUGUCAGUUUUUGACAAAAACCUAGUGAAAUGCCUUGGCCCUGAAGGACAAGGCUGUUAAAAUUACUUAAAGCUCAGAUUGUGGCCCCAAGACAUACUGUUCAGCUGUAGUUGAAUACAUGCUUUCAUGCAUUUUCAAUAGAUGGCUCUGAGUGUUAACUGCGAGACUAAGUGGCUCCUCAUUGUCCAUUUGUACGUACAUGUAUGCAUUCAGUCUCCGUCACGAGUUCUGAUGUCACUCACUGUCGUUUGAGAUUGAGAUCGAUGCGCCACCGUGAUGCAAAACACAAGUUAAUAGGCUAGGGUGUUGCGCUAUUGCACGAUUGGUGUUGUCGAUUGGGUUGAUGCCUGUUAUAAAAACCAAAUUACUCAGCUUCCUAAGCAUUCACGGUUUACAGCACAAGUACAGUAGAACCUCUCUAUUAAGGACAACCUUGGGACUGACAAGUGCUGUCCUUAAUAGAGAGCUGUACUGAUUAGAGAGGUCAAAUUGAAUGGAAACAACCAAUUUGGAGCCAAACCUAGUGUCCUUAACUGAGAUUUUGUCCUUAAUAGAGAGGUGUCCGCCUAGGGAGGUUCCACUGUACCAGGAUGUUCAAAGAAGAACUGAUUCAAAUCAGUGUUGUACAUGUAAAUUAUUGUAAUGUAUUAAUGUAUGUACAUGUACAUGUAUAAUCUGAUUACAUA
Lineus longissimus is the source of this 4985-nucleotide messenger RNA. Its product is annotated as mediator of RNA polymerase II transcription subunit 23-like. Gene Ontology annotation, biological process: positive regulation of gene expression; regulation of transcription by RNA polymerase II. The record is from RefSeq and is a predicted model, not a curated record. The transcript is spliced from 31 exons. Gene Ontology annotation, cellular component: mediator complex; transcription regulator complex. Bases 80 to 4153 code for a protein of 1357 amino acids. NCBI's taxonomy places the organism in Eukaryota, Metazoa, Nemertea, Pilidiophora, Heteronemertea, Lineidae.